Cryptococcus wingfieldii CBS 7118 is the source of this 393-nucleotide messenger RNA. RefSeq lists its product as hypothetical. NCBI's taxonomy places the organism in Eukaryota, Fungi, Basidiomycota, Tremellomycetes, Tremellales, Cryptococcaceae. The transcript has 2 exons. The record is from RefSeq and is a predicted model, not a curated record. Bases 1 to 393 code for a protein of 130 amino acids.
AUGACCACCUUUGCCAGCGACUUUCCUGUUAGCGCCCCCUCCGAUACAACCGUUCACAAAUUGGGAAGAGGCUACGUCUUCUUGCCAAACAAUACCGCUGGAGAUAGCAUGCUCCUCUUCAUAACAUUCUUCGUUGCCUUCCUCGUAUUCACCGCCUGCUUCAUCCGCUGCACAUCCUUCCUCGACCGGCGGCGCGCGAGAAAGAGAGGGGGCAGGGUGAAGGAAGAUACGGUCGUGGGGGAUGAGAUGAAGUGGGCCGAGGGGCGGGAGGUGGUGGAGAGAAAGGUUGUAUGGCAGAAUGUUGAGCAUGGGAAGAAAUCCGGGCGAGAAAUGGUCAGGGGAGUGAGUAGGGGCAGGGGAUUACAGGCGAGUGGGACGAGGGUCGCGAUAUGA